Molecule: messenger RNA, 2066 nt
Organism: Frieseomelitta varia
Lineage: Eukaryota; Metazoa; Arthropoda; Insecta; Hymenoptera; Apidae
Exons: 5
Coding region: 279-1853 (524 amino acids)
Biological process (GO): neurogenesis
Cellular component (GO): cytosol; P-body
Molecular function (GO): protein binding
Source: RefSeq, a predicted model, not a curated record
GUUUUCAAGGUUGUGGCACCAAGCGAAUCACGCAAUCGAAAUCCGUACGAUGGACCGUGUGUUUCUGUAAUGUGGAAAAAUCCUUGAUUUUCCCGCGCGUAUUUUGAUGCUCGUUGAACAUUUCUAAGGAACAUCUUUUUUUUAGCGCCGUUUCUAUCAUAUUUUCUACUUGCAGCGACGACACAUAUCGCAAAUAGACAUAUAGUUUUGGUCUAUCGUAAUUACGUGAGAAAAGUAAUUUAUUCUCACGUAAGAGUCAUUCUGAAUUCUGCAGAAAAAUGGAUCUGCCCUGUGAUUGGCAGAUCAACAAAGAGAAUCUUUUGGAACGCAGUCAACAUUUAUUGGAGACAGGACAGUGGUCCGAUUGCAGAUUUGUUGUUGGACAAGAACCCCAUCAACAAACAUUGAAAGGACAUAAAUUAUUUUUAGCAAUGUCCAGUCCUGUCUUCGAAGCUAUGUUCUUCGGGGGCAUGGCGGAGAAAAAUGACAUGAUAUCAAUUCAAGACGUUCAGCCAGAGGCUUUUAAGGCUCUCUUAGAAUACGUAUAUACAGAUCGAAUUCAUCUAAGUUCUUUUGAACUAGCCUGUGAAUUAUGUUAUUGUGCCAAAAAAUAUAUGCUUCCUUCUCUGGUAAAAGAAUGUACAAAAUACCUAUGUUCUGAUGUGUCUCCGAGAACAGUUUGCAGAGCGUACGAAUUUGCUAGAUUGUUCGACGAGCGUGUACUGAUUGAAAAGUGUCUUCAGAUAAUUUGUACAAAUACAAACGAGGUUCUGAAACAACCCAAUUGGGAGGAAGUUGAAUUGGGAACAAUAUUGACAGUGUUGGAGCAAGAAGAAUUGCGAAUAAGCUCCGAAGUGGAGUUGUUCACCGCAGUGGAACGUUGGGCAAAAGCUGAAUGCACAAGAAAAUCUCUCGAUCCUAAUGACGGAAAGUCUUUAAAGUCAGUAAUUGGUAACGCACUAUCAAAAAUUAGAUUUUUAAGUUUAAGCGCUCAGGAAUUUGCAGAAGGGCCGGGAAUGUCACCAUUGCUUACUCAAGAUGAAAUUUUUGCAAUACUCAUGAAUACGCUGUGUACUGGAAAUAAGGCACCUAUGCCUGAAGGAUUUUCGACUAACUCGCACAGUAGAGCGUAUAAACCACCAAUUACGCGUUUAUGCGCACUUAGGUACAAGCCGUCACGUUACAGUUCGUACAUGACACAUUGUUGGCCAACUGAAUAUUGUGAAUCUGAUUUUGUCAACAAUGCUGAAUCCAGCGGUACGUUGCGAGACGUACCGCCAUCAGUGAUUGAGAGUGCAGUAAGAAGGGAGGCUGAAAAUUUGGCUGCUGCAUCCGCUGUGGUAAUCGAAGGUGGUGUACGAGAGGGAUCAAAAUAUUAUUGUCUAAGAUCUGUUCUUCGACCAACGGAAUGUCUCAAUGCAAAUGUGUUAGAUUGUUCUGUGACAUUUAGCGUAGAUAAAAAUAUUUAUAUAUUGGGCGUACAAGUACCUACGCAAAUGACUGAACUAACUAACGACUUGAAUCAUCCUUUUAGUAGUACUUCAUACACUGAAAUUUUGUAUGCUCAUCUCCUCGAUUCUGAUAAUACACGAUUAACAUACACGCACUUUUCAACAAAAGUAAAGAUUAAUACUCUUGUGGAAAUUACGUUUAAUCGGCCUGUUUAUAUUCAAAAGAAUAAGAUUUAUCGAGUUGGGGUAGUUUUUAACUCGCUUGGCUGGUAUCCAAUAGGAGUUUGCACCCAGUAUAUGACCUGUGAUACCGUAUUCUUCACGUUCGGUGUCGGUAACAGUGCAGAUAAUGUUCGAGAUGGUCUCAUUCGAUCUAUAGUUUUUACAUACGACAACGUGUAAUACUAGUAACAAAACAGUGUGCUUUAUUCUGUUCUAUACUAUCAAUGUGUUGCUGUAUCUUUUUACUAAAUUGUGUCAACACUGCUAUUAAAAACUAUAUACAUAGUUAUAUUCGUACAUAUUGGUUCUAGUUAUGACGGAAAGUAAAUUUGUAUAAAACGACUUUUUAAUUUGCAUAAAACUGUUAAUGUUUGUUACAUAAAUUUAAUUAAA